Messenger RNA from Anolis sagrei ordinatus, 1168 nucleotides. RefSeq names its product alpha-1,4-N-acetylglucosaminyltransferase (gene A4GNT). The record is from RefSeq and is a predicted model, not a curated record. Gene Ontology annotation, molecular function: acetylglucosaminyltransferase activity. Lineage: Eukaryota; Metazoa; Chordata; Lepidosauria; Squamata; Anolidae. Gene Ontology annotation, biological process: protein O-linked glycosylation.
AUGCUGAAGAAAAUCCAGUUGUGUCUGUGUGCCAUCUUCUUCUUUGCAUUUGGAAUAUUUUACCAGCUGUACCAGGAUCCUGGUUGUGUCUUCUCUUGCAAACCUAUUUCAAAACAUUUAUUGACACCUAAAGAUGUCAUGUCCCGGGGCAGAAGCAUCAUAUUUCUAGAGACAACUGAAAAUUUGCAGCCUUCUCCAUUAGUUUUAUGUUCUGUAGAAUCUGCUGCUAGAAUAUAUUUAGAUAGGCCCAUCAUUUUCUUAAUGAAAGGAUUGGACAAUAAUUCAAUGACACAUUUUGCAUCUUCUUGCCCAUCUCUCUCUUUUUUAUAUGCUAUGAAGAAUGUUUAUAUUUUCCCACUGAAGUUGAACAUUUUGUUCCAGGACACACCUUUGCUCCCCUGGUACCUUCAGGUCAAUGCAAUACAGGAAAAAUACUGGGUCUAUGUUCUAGCUGAUGCAAUCAGGCUUGCAAUGGUAUGGAAAUAUGGUGGAAUAUAUAUGGACACAGAUGUAAUUUCCAUGAGACCCAUCCCAGAGACCAACUUCCUGGCAGCCCAGUCUUCCCAGUGCUCCAGCAAUGGGAUCUUGGGUUUUCAACAGUAUCAUCCGUUCCUUUGGGACUGCAUGGAAGAUUUUGUUGAAAACUACAAUGGAGACAUUUGGGGAAAUCAGGGACCUGAUUUAAUAACAAGAAUGCUCAAGAAGUUAUGCAAUCUCACCAAUUUUGUAAACACAGAAGAUCAGAGAUGUCACAACAUUUCCUUUUUGAACCCCCAACGUUUCUAUCCCAUCCCCUAUGGACUUUGGACAAAGUACUAUGAAGUGUGGGAUUCAAGACCAGAGUUUAAUUACUCUUAUGCUUUGCACUUGUGGAACUAUAUGAACCAAUAUCAGAAGGAAAAGGUCACUGUUGGAAGUAAUACACUGGUGGAAAACCUGUUCAGAACAUAUUGCCCUACCACUUACAAGAGUCUCGUUCAAGCUGCAAAACAAAGUGAGCAUUUGUUUCAAAAUGAGACUAGGUGAUGAAUUCUGACAAAACUGACAUGUGUGACUUUACAAAUUACAAUACUUAUGUUAAUUAGACUCCCAAAUGAAACACCUUUUAGAACCAGACAAUUUUUAAUCCAACAGGGGUAUAGAACAUGAAUGGAUUUACUGUGAGCAA